AUGCAGAGAAUAAUCGGUUACAGUGCAAACUCCAUCCUGCCGGCAUUCCCUCAAUCAAGAGCGUAUUCAAGCCUUAGCAGUGUGCUCCUGGGCUCAAACGAUGUCUAUCCGCCGGGACUUGGGAACUGGGACAACUCCUGCUACCAAAAUUCCAUAAUCCAAGGCCUUGCCUCCCUUCGUUCGUUACGGGAAUUCUUAGGGUCAAACAUACAAAACCUGGGGCAUCGCCAUUUCCUUUCAACCCAUAUUGCCUUGAGAGCGAUCAUCGACAAGCUCAAUGACCCUGCAAACGGCGGACAGAAGCUAUGGUUGCCUGCGGAGCUCAAGUCGAUGUGCAGUUGGCAACAGCAAGAUGCCCAGGAAUACUUUUCCAUAAUAGCAGACCAAAUAGAUAAGGAGAUUCGUCAGGCCUCGAAGGGAGUUACUAGCGAUAUCGGUCUUAAGUUAGCUCCACAGCCUAGUCCUCGCCCUGAGGCUGCCCUUCCAAGCCCACCAAUGACACCGGAGGGAUUACUAGCCCAGAGAGUGGGGUGCAUGGAAUGCGGCUGGACCGAAGGCCUCUCCCUAAUCCCAUUUAACUGCCUCACCGUUACGCUGGGUAAGAAAUGGGAAUACGAUAUCAGGGAGUGCCUUGACGAAUACACCAGCUUAGAAACCAUCGAAGGCGUGGAAUGCGCCAAAUGUACAUUACAACGGACCCGGACCCAGCUUGAGCAGCUACUCAACAAAAUAGGCCCAGUUGAGGAAUCCACAGAUGAAACAGACUCUGCCAAACUCAAUGAAGCAUUAAGAAGGAAUGCCGAGACUAGGUUGAACGCAGUACUCGACUCGCUUCAGAAUGAUGAUUUCAACGAAGAGACGUUAAAGGAAAAAUGCCACAUCUCCCCUCGCAAUCAUGUUGCCUCAAUGAAGUCGAAGCAAGCAGUGAUUGCAAGGCCGCCAAAGUCUUUGAUAAUUCAUGUCAAUCGCAGUGUUUUCGAUGAAAUGACAGGAGCACUAAGAAAAAACUACGCAGAUGUGAGAUUUCCAAAAACUUUGGACCUAGAUGAGUGGUGUCUAGGCACUAUGCCAGUUGGGGGCUCAAAGGAGGAUACGGUUGAAACAUGGGAUAUAAACCCUUCCGAAUCGAUGCUUCCUCGGCCAGAAAGUGAGAUACACAGUUUAAACAGAAGAUACGAACUGCAGGCUGCAAUCACACAUUAUGGGCGACACGAAAACGGACAUUAUAUCUGUUAUCGAAAAUACCCUGUGGACUCAUUCCCUAUCCAAGUCCCUCAGGCUAUCCUCGGAGCCGAUGGAGGGAAAGAGAAGAAGGAACAUUGGUUCAGGUUGAGCGAUGAGGAUGUCAGUUUGGUCAGCGAGAGAAGCGUUUUAGCUCAAGGGGGCGUAUUCAUGCUCUGCUAUGAAUUGGUAGAUCCAUUACCAGAAGUCAACAAGGGCGCUGACCAAGUGAUUCCCAAUAAAAAUUCUCAAAUUAUCAGUGAUCCCCAGCUAGUCGAAUAUGGAAUUCCACUAGAUGAGAUACCGUCCAGCCGAGAUGAAACCACCGAGGUAGUCAACGUUGCAGAUGAUAUUGCAGGUUCCCAAGUGGAUGUUCCAGCUUGGUCAAGGAGGACCAAUACCGACUCCAUAUCAUCUCGGAUCUCGAGCUCUUCCGAAGAAAGCGGUCCAUCCUCUGCCACAACUAAUGAUGAGCCACCUAUUGUGGACAGUGUCCAGAAGCUGGCCUCCAGCAUGAAAACAUCGAAUCCUCCAAAUAUUGACCCGCAUGAGAAUCCUAGUGCCUCUUCAGUGCCUCAGCUGAUAAGAGCACUAUAA
Microsporum canis CBS 113480 is the source of this 1818-nucleotide messenger RNA. RefSeq lists its product as hypothetical. Gene Ontology annotation, cellular component: cytosol; nucleus. The record is from RefSeq and is a predicted model, not a curated record. Gene Ontology annotation, biological process: protein deubiquitination. Bases 1 to 1818 code for a protein of 605 amino acids. Gene Ontology annotation, molecular function: cysteine-type deubiquitinase activity; cysteine-type endopeptidase activity. The transcript has 2 exons. NCBI's taxonomy places the organism in Eukaryota, Fungi, Ascomycota, Eurotiomycetes, Onygenales, Arthrodermataceae.